Molecule: messenger RNA, 327 nt
Organism: Tetrahymena thermophila SB210
Lineage: Eukaryota; Ciliophora; Oligohymenophorea; Hymenostomatida; Tetrahymenidae
Exons: 3
Source: RefSeq, a predicted model, not a curated record
AUGUUAAAGAAGAAAAAUUAUUUUAAGCUGCUAAGAAGAAGUAUAAAGGUAAAAAAAAAGCAAUCACCUAAAUAGAUAGAUCCAAAAAAAUAAAUCAAAAAACUAUGCCAAGCUAAAAAACAAAUAAAUAAAUAUUGUGAUUCGAAAUAAUAAAUCAUGAAAACAUACAUAUAUAUUCAAUCAAGAAUUAAAAAAUGGUUUGAGUCAGGCAAGAAAAAUACCAAGAAUUAAAAUUGUAAAAUAGUAGAACAUACUGAUUAGCAUAUUCAUGAAAAUUUAUUUGAGCAAGAAUGUGUUUGUUUAAAUUAGAGCAAAUAUACAAUUUGA